Molecule: messenger RNA, 747 nt
Organism: Phyllostomus discolor (pale spear-nosed bat)
Lineage: Eukaryota; Metazoa; Chordata; Mammalia; Chiroptera; Phyllostomidae
Gene: ARHGAP29
Product: Rho GTPase activating protein 29
Exons: 6
Coding region: 157-747 (196 amino acids)
Source: RefSeq, a predicted model, not a curated record
CUUGGCCGAGCGUCCGAGGGUCGUGGGGGGAUGGGGUCUGCGAACUCCAGCCCUCGGCGGCGGCGGCGGCGGCCGUGAGUGUUGGGCGGGCGUCCGCAUUCCGGACGCGGGAUGGAGUGCCGCGGAUUUUGAUUUUUCUGAUUCUUAUGUGAAAGGAUGAUUGCUCAGAAACAGAAAAAGACAAAGAAAAAACGUGUUUUAUCAUCAGGCCAGCUCUCUUCCGAUGAUACAUCUUCUGAAAUGGGGCUCAAGUCUAUAAGUACCAAUUACGUUUUUGAUCCGGAGUACAUCAAGGAAUUGGUGAAUGAUAUCAGGAAGUUCUCCCAUAUGCUAUUAUAUUUGAAAGAAGCUAUUCUUUCAGACUGUUUUAAAGAAGUCAUUCAUAUACGCCUGGAUGAACUUCUCCGUGUUUUAAAGACUAUCAUGAAUAAACAUCAGAACCUCAAUUCUGUUGAUCUUCAAAAUGCAGCAGAAACUCUUACUGCAAAAGUGAAAGCUGUAAACUUCACAGAUGUUAAUGAAGAAAACAAAAACGACCUCUUCAGAGAAGUGUUUUCUUCCAUUGAAACCUUGGCCUUUACUUUUGGGCAUAUCCUGACAAACGUCCUUAUGGGAGAUAUAGGCAGUGAUUCAGUAUUUCAACUGUCUGUCUCUCAGGAAAGUAAGUCCUUUUUGAGAAUGUUUCCUUGUCUAUGCAAUGAGAACAGUGUCUGCAUCAGAGGGUGGAUGCGAAGGACGGUGACUUGA